This is a messenger RNA of Pneumocystis carinii B80, 1842 nucleotides long. RefSeq lists its product as hypothetical. Gene Ontology annotation, molecular function: ATP binding; ATP hydrolysis activity. The transcript has 10 exons. The record is from RefSeq and is a predicted model, not a curated record. The coding region runs from base 1 to 1842 and encodes 613 amino acids. NCBI's taxonomy places the organism in Eukaryota, Fungi, Ascomycota, Pneumocystomycetes, Pneumocystales, Pneumocystaceae.
AUGUCUAAAUCAUCAUCAAAACUAAAGCGAGAGGCAGAAAAAUUAAAACGUGCAGCUAAAACUCAAGUGGAAGCAGCAAAAAAUGAUAUUGAAAGUGUUAAUAAUCUUGAAUCGUCCAUGCAAGGGCUUUCUCUUGGAGAUAGGAAUGCAACAGGUGUUUUAACGAGCCGAUUAAUGAGCCGAGAUAUUAAGAUAGAACAAUAUACAUUAAGUUUUUAUGGAAAAGUAUUAAUAGAGGUAUAUAUGCCCACUAUUGAAUUGAAUUAUGGGCAAAGAUAUGGGCUUUUAGGGGCAAAUGGGUCUGGAAAAAGUACAUUUUUGAAAUCAUUAGCCUCUAGAGAUGUUGAAAUUCCUUAUCAUGUUGAUAUUUAUCUUUUAAAUCAAGAGGCAGAGCCUUCAGAAACCAAUGCGAUUGAUUUUAUUAUUGGAUCGGCUAAAGAAAGGGUUUUAAAGAUUGAAGAAGAGAUUGAGAAACUUUCUGUAUUAGAUGAUGUUGAUGAGGUCUUACUUCAGGAUAAAUAUAAUGAGUUAGAAGAGUUAGAUCCUAGUACAUUUGAAACAAAAGCAAGUAUAAUAUUACAUGGACUUGGUUUUAGCGCUUCGAUGAUGAAAAAACCUACAAAGGAUAUGAGUGGAGGAUGGAGGAUGCGUGUAGCACUUGGUUAUGCAUUAUUUUUGAAGCCAACAUUACUUCUUUUGGAUGAACCCACAAAUCAUUUGGAUCUUGAAGCGGUAGUAUGGUUAGAAACGUAUCUGUCGAAGUACGAUAAAAUUUUGAUUAUUAACUCUCAUUCUCAAGAUUUUUUGAAUAAUGUUUGUACAAAUAUUAUAGAUCUUACAAUGAAUCGUCAAUUAUUAUAUUAUGGUGGGAACUAUGAUACAUAUGUACGCACGAAGCGUGAGCUUGAAGUAAAUCAGAUGAAGGCAUAUGCUAAACAACAAGAUGAAAUCGCACACAUUAAAAAGUUUGUCUCUAGUGCUGGUACCUAUGCAAAUCUUGUUCGUCAGGCAAAAUCCAAACAAAAGAUUAUAGAUAAAAUGGAAGCUGCGGGCCUUGUUGAAAAAGUUGAGCAACCUAAAAUGGUUUCUUUUAAAUUUGAGAAUGUUCGGAAACUAUCCCCGCCUAUUAUUGCUUUUAAUGAUGUAUGUUUUUCAUAUGAUGGGAAUAUUAAAAAUUCAUUAUAUGUGGAUUUAUCAUUUGCUAUAGAUAUGGAUUCAAGAAUUGCUUUAGUAGGAAAAAAUGGUACUGGGAAAUCUACUUUAUUAAAUUUAAUUAUGGGUGCCUUGAUGCCAACAGCUGGUAAUAUAUCAAAAAAAUCUGGGCUAAAGCUUGCAAAAUAUAGUCAACAUUCUGCAGAUCAAUUACCAUACGAUAAAUCGCCUUUGUCAUAUAUUCAACAUAAAUUUAAAUCGCUGUAUCCUGAACGAGAAAUUCAACAAUGGAGGAGUCACCUUGGUCGAUUUGGUUUAUCAGGUUCUCAUCAAACAAGUGAAAUCAGGACAUUAAGUGAUGGAUUGAAAAGCCGUGUUGUAUUUGCUGAGCUUGCAUUGGAAAAUCCUCAUAUUAUUCUUCUUGACGAGCCUACUAAUCAUUUAGAUAUUACAUCUAUUGAUGCUUUAGCAAAAGCAUGUAAUUCUUGGACAGGAGGAAUUAUACUUGUUAGCCAUGAUUUUCGGUUGAUUGAACAAAUAUGUAUUCAAGGUAUAGGUGAAUUGUGGGAGAUUAAGGAUAAAAAAAUUGUUAAACUUAACACAACAAUUCAAGAAUACAAAGAAUCAUUGAAAAUGGAAAGUGCAUCUGCUCUCCAAAAGGCAAAAAAUGCUUAUAGGAAAGCAUUUUAA